UGUCUUCUUUCAGGAGCUGAGAUGCCCGAGUCUCCUGUCAGCCCGGCGGCGGCUCGCCGAGCCCCGGCCAGCAGCCUCCUCAGUCCCGCCUCUGACACCGGGGGGGGCCGAGGGGCCGGCCGAGGGGCCCCGGGCCCCGGGGACUCCAGCAGCGACAUCUGGCAGAGUCUCCUGCACCAGCAGGUGUUCCUGGCGAUGAUGGCUCCGCAGCAGACGCAGCAGCUUCUGUCUCCGACCCAGCUGACGGCUCUGAUCCAGAAGCAGCACGUCCUCCUGCUCCACCAGCAACAACUGAAAGAGUUCUACAAGAAGCAGCAGCAGCUGCAGCUGCUCCAACAGCAGUCCAGCAAAGAGCUCCCUGCAGACCAGCUCCUUCUCCAGCAGCUUCUGCAGCUCCAGCAGCAGCAGCAGCUGCUCCGGGCGACCGGGCCGGCUCUGUCCUCUCCCACCCUCCCUUCAGGUCGCUGCCCUUUCCCCGUUCCCCCCUCAGUGCCAGCUGCUGACAUGCUGCAGAUAUGGAAGGAGCUCACUUCUGGAACAGCUGAAGAUAAAACCCCAAUGAAGGAAAGUCCGAACUCCUCAGCUCAGACGAUACCGUCACCAAGAGUUGCAGGGAGGCCGAGCCGGGAGCAGCGGAGUCCGUCUCCUCGCAGGCCAGACUGCGGCGGGAAGGCGGAUCAGGCGGCUGCACGGGUGCUCUUCGCCCACGGCGUGUGCAACUGGCCCGGCUGUGAGUCAGUCUGUGAAAACUUCACCCGUUUCAUCAAGCACAUCAGCAGUGAGCACACUCUGGACGACAGAAGCACGGCGCAGUGCCGCGUCCAGAUGCAGGUGGUUCAGCAGCUGGAGCUCCAGCUCCGCAAGGAACGCAAGUGUCUGCAAGCAAUGAUGGCUCACCUGUAUCUGCCCUCAUCAGAAGCUCAGCCGCCACAAUCCGACCGGGCUGCCGACCCCUGGGGACCACAGAUUAUUGGCGUUCAGCUCAGCCCAGGAAGAGUGUCCAACCACAUGGCGUCGGUGAGACUCCUGGACUCGGCCCAGGGGUCGCCCCGACCCGUGGGCUCUCCGUCCCAGAGCUGCGAGGAGGACUCGCCCACCCACGCACCCUGCACCGGGGCCGUCAGACGCCGCCAUCACCCUCUGGUCUUCUCUCUGUCUCCAGAGGGGGAAUACGAGCUCUACAAGAACACUGACAUCAGACCACCUUUCACCUACGCCACGCUGAUCCGACAGGCUAUUAUGGAAGCAUCGGACAUGCAGCUCACCCUUAAUGAGAUAUACAACUGGUUCACAAGGACGUUUGCUUAUUUCAGACGCAACGCCGCCACUUGGAAGAACGCCGUCCGCCACAACCUGAGCCUGCACAAGUGCUUUGUGCGCGUGGAGAACGUGAGAGGGGCGGUGUGGACGGUGGACGAGGCGGAGUACCAGAGGCGGAGGUCGCAGAAGAUUACGGGGUACGAUCUUUUCCAAGCCUGCAUCCUGAAGAGUCGCAAAAACAUUGACUGCAACCACAAGAAUAUCUGUGUCGCAUGCCUUAAUCAACACAGACUUUAUCUGUUGCUUGGCUGCAUGAAGAGCAUGUGUGAAGAUUCUGGAGUCAGCUUCUUCGUGGUUGCAAGGACUUAA
Molecule: messenger RNA, 1629 nt
Organism: Cololabis saira (Pacific saury)
Lineage: Eukaryota; Metazoa; Chordata; Actinopteri; Beloniformes; Belonidae
Product: forkhead box protein P2-like
Exons: 13
Coding region: 22-1629 (535 amino acids)
Biological process (GO): regulation of transcription by RNA polymerase II
Cellular component (GO): nucleus
Molecular function (GO): RNA polymerase II cis-regulatory region sequence-specific DNA binding; DNA-binding transcription repressor activity, RNA polymerase II-specific
Source: RefSeq, a predicted model, not a curated record